Elaeis guineensis (African oil palm) is the source of this 1478-nucleotide messenger RNA. Its product is annotated as transcription factor MYBS3. Gene Ontology annotation, biological process: response to ethylene; response to gibberellin. The record is from RefSeq and is a predicted model, not a curated record. NCBI's taxonomy places the organism in Eukaryota, Viridiplantae, Streptophyta, Magnoliopsida, Arecales, Arecaceae. Gene Ontology annotation, molecular function: DNA binding.
AUGACGAGGAGAUGCUCUCAUUGCUGCCACAACGGCCACAACUCGAGGACGUGCCCCAACCGCGGCGGGGUGAAGCUCUUCGGCGUCCGCCUCACGGAUGGCUCCAUUAGGAAGAGCGCCAGCGUGGGCAAUCUCUCCCACCUCGCCACGUCCAGCGCCUCGCCGCCCGACGGCCCGGACCCCGGCGCCGCCGCCUCCGCUGCUGCGGAGGGCUACGCCUCUGAGGACUUCGUCCAGGGCUCGUCCUCCAGCUGCCGCGACCGCAAGAAAGGUGUGCCAUGGACUAAAGAUGAGCACAAAAUGUUUUUACUGGGCUUGCAAAAGCUUGGGAAAGGUGAUUGGCGAGGUAUAGCUCGUAACUAUGUGGUAUCACGAACACCAACACAGGUGGCCAGCCAUGCUCAAAAAUAUUUCAUUCGGCAAACCAAUUUGACUAGAAGAAAGAGAAGAUCUAGCCUCUUUGACAUGGUACCCGAUGAGCCCGUUGAGCCUCAGCCUACUCCAAUGAACUGUCAAGAAUCAGAAAUGCAAUGCAGCAAACCACUGCCAGAACCUCCGGCCAUGGAUGAGGAAUCUAAGUUAAAGUAUUCUAAUAAUCCAGUUGUUGGAGAGGCAGCCGAUCCAAAGCCAGAGACCUUGCAAUGCAGUUAUCCAGUGAUACCUCCAGCUUAUUUCUCACCCUUCUUUCAGUUUUAUAUCCCUUGUUGGCCAGGUUACCAAACAGAUGCUUUGCAGAAGCAGGGACAUGAAAUUGUUAAGCCAACAGCAAUGCAUUCAAGGACUCCCAUAGACAUCGAUGAGCUUGUUGGCAUGUCGAAACUGAGCAUAGAAGAACCAAUGGGUAAAAGAGCACCUUUAUCACCGUCAUUAAAUCUGAUUGGAGGAUCAAGUAGGCAAUCUGCUUUCCAUGCUAAUCUACCCACAAGGACUCAAGCAUGAAUUCUUGCAUCAAUCAUAACCAUGCAGUCUCGGGCUCCCCCUGUUCAUUUGGAUCUGCAAACUUGACGUUUGCUCCAUGGUGACCAGCCUUGCUGCUUUCCUGUUAAUACAAGAUAAAUUAACUGCAUACUGGACUUUUGAUGCAGUUUAUAUGCAAGUAUUUUUCUGGUUAAUUUGUUUAGCACAGUAGAGGAUAAUAGGGACCAACUUUUGUUCUUCUUUAGUACUGACUGAUGGUCCUGACCUUACCCUUAGGAUUUGUAGCACAGAUUUCACCAUUACUGUUUAGUUUAUAUCCCAGAUCUAUUUAUUGAUAGAAAUGUUGAUUUCGGAGAGCUUUUGUUGUUGGAGUUCCCAACUCUGGUAAAGCAAAUCUUUAAAUAUUUUUUGGUUUUCUCAAUUUCAGUACUGACUUUAUUGGAUGUUUGGAAGUAAACAGAGCAUUAUUGGACUGGUCCAUGCGCUCUUUUAUUUGUUAAAAAUUUGUGUGACGUGGGGAUGAUGUAAUUCUAGAUUCCUUCGCUUAUAUUCUCUUAAAA